AUGUCAAGCACAGCAACAUACUCCAGACCGGACGAGUCUGUGUCCCAAGGACCACCUCCGCGGAGUCAUAUGAGCACGUCUUCUAGUGUAUAUUCUCCUUUGGACUCUGAAUUCGGUAUGCGUACCGAGAAUGACAAUACUCCGAGACAACAGCAACAUCAACAGCAACAACAACCACUGCAUCUCAGAAAUUCAAUGGCUAGUGAAGAUUCGUAUCGUCAGAGAUUACCGUCAAUCGACAGCGAACUUACACCUGACGAGUCACAUAGGAUGGCCACCGAGGUUAGUAAUCAGACAAUUCAAACAUUUGUCACUGCUGAUAGCGGAUUUAGUUUUGGAUCUAUCAAUGAUUCAAUCUUAAACGAUAACAGAAGUGAUACGUUGGAUAUCUCUGGAGAGACUAUAAAUGAUAUCAAUACUGCUUAUGGGGCUGUCCCUGAAUAUAAUUAUGAUGAGGAUGCGACCCCGAUAAUACCCACUAUUGCCACUUAUGAUCCCAUCGAUAAAACCCCCAUUGUACAAGAAGGUAUGACCUUUGACAGGGCAGCCGCUUCUGAAGAAGACGAAUCAAACGACUUAAACAACCACCGUGCGUCAAGAUUAUUCCCACAAAGAGAACUCAGUAACAAAUUUAAACGACUUAGUAUGACCCUUCAACAAUCUAAUCAGUUUACUUCAGGUGAAUCGGUAGAAUUUAUGAGUAAUUUCCUGCAAAAUGUGGAACGAAUGAAUAAUGAAUCAAGUACCAACAGAACAAGUUUGUAUUACAAGAAAAUUCACGAGAAAACCCCAGAAGAGACUGACGAAGAGGACCGAGUAGAGAGAACCAUGGUAGCACGUGUUGUUGACGAUCACUCGACUUCAAGUACCUUGAGUAAUCGCUCAAGUGUUCUGAGUGACGGUAGAUAUGUGCUUUCCAGUGCCCAUGGAGUCUCAUCAAACAGCUUACAUGAAGAUAUACACAAAGACCAGAAUACAUUACCACAAGUGGAUGAUGGAAAUAAAAGUCUGUCUAAUAAUUCAUUCUGUUUCAAUAAUGGCUCCUCAAGUACCACUUCUUCUCAAGUCCCAAGUAAUCAGAACUCGUAUGUUGAUUUAAAGGGGGCUAGGGUGUCUCCAUUAAAGUUGUCUCGUAAUGUGAAUGGAAUCGAAGAAGAGGCUCCCAUUCGUAAGGAUUUGGUUGAGAAAUUUGAAAAACUUUCCACUGAACAGCCAGUUGACAAGGAUGUCACACUUUCAGAUAAAGAGAAAAAUGAUUAUCUCAUUAAUAAACAUAAUAUGACCGAAAAAUACCCACUUGGUUUAAACAUAGCUUACAAUACAGAUUCUGUAUUAGAUCCAAAGCAUACGGACAGCUCAUACACUAUUGAUGAAGGAGAUACUAUCGAUAAGGAAACUACUGUAAGUGUUUCCGAGGUUGACGAAGGCUCCAAGAGAGAGUCGAUAACUUCGUCUGUCAUGUAUGAUGACGAUGAAGACCUUUCAACUUUGUUCGUGAGAGCCCUACACACAUUUGACUCGUCAACACUUCAAUCAGAAUCUGAUGUUUCAAUUUGUUUAUCUUUUGAAAAGGAUGAAUUGGCAUUUGUUCACACUAUAGAUGAAUCUGGAUGGGGUGAAGUUACUCUUAUCAACUCUUUAAAACGUGGUUGGAUUCCAAUGAAUUAUUUCUCCAUUGCUGUAGGAGAAAGUAAAAACGAUUCAGAUACUUCUAAUGAUAGUGUUGAAGAAGAUGGUAUCCUCCCCAAUAGUGCAUACCUCAGACCAUUAUUUCACGCAUGCGGAAAGUUUCUUAUGAACCCUUUGUCCCAUAAGAACAGACGUGAUAAGUACACCUUCCUGAUUCGCGUAAUCAACUCUAUUAGAGAUGGAGUUCGAAUUUUACUUCAAGAAACGGAUUGUUUGUCACGAUCUAAUGAAAUAGUCACUAAAAGGCCCAUUGUACGUAAAACUAGAAAAUCUUUACUCGCAGACUGGUACAACCUUAUGCUCAAGGCUAACCAAUACAAAGGGACUUAUAACUUUAAUAAAAUUGAAGUCUUGACCCUUAUGGUAUACCAAGUCAGUCGUAAAGCAGUUGCAUUUUUGGAAGUUUGGUCCACUGAAAGUAGACAAGUGAUAAAGAGAGAAAAUGAAAAGAAAUUACAAAAUGAUAUGAACAACUAUCCAUUGUUGGCCACGCCACCACAAGCUAAGCAAAGAAUUACUGAAUUGAAUGGCCUCCUUUACUCAUACUUGGGUAUGAUUAUUGGUAGAUUGGACUUGAUCGAACAUAACCCAGUAGGAUGUGAACUUUUAGAAAGUUUAGCUCACCAAAUUAUCUUGCUUUUAAGAGAGCUCUUAUUUAUUUCCAAAACUGGAUCAGAUUUCUCUUCUGAGAAACCUGCGGAAUUGGAUGGCUCACUUGACACUUUACUCUCACUUGUUAGUGACUUGGUCUCUGGUGUCAAAAGUCUUGUAGUGAAAACAUUGAAUGAAUCUGACGAAGAUAAGAAAAACUCAGAUAAAGAUAAGAUCGCUACCGACUAUUAUUACACAGAAGAAGGUGGUUCCCUUCUCAUGAUUGCGUCUAAAAUGGUUAAGGCCAUUAGUAUCACAAUUGCAUCUAUUCGUAAGCUCCUUGAUGUCACAGGUGAUUUUAAGCUCAACGCUGAAAGAUCGUACCCAGAUUACACCAAGAUGAAAAUUGAAGCCGAUGAACUUAUCAGAAAGUGUUCUAUUGGUAUCGCCAAGGCACACUCAGUUAAGAACCGUGAAUUAAGGCACAUGAAAAGGCCUGCUAAUGCUCGCGCGCUGAACCGGUAUUCUAUGAUGAGAUCUGGAAAAACAGGAGACUUGGGACUCACUGACAAUGGGACUAUACUUCUACAUGAUGUACUUGUGUCAGAUGUUGAUGGAUCUUCACCAUUUAGUAUCUCAAAUUCUGAAUUUCAGCCAUUCUCGCAUACAGAUCCAAAUACACCUGUUAGCGAAAGACACAAUAUUAAGGAUGAGCUUCUCGUUGACUCACAAGGAAAUCUUCUUGGGGCGUCUUUCAAAGGGUUAGUCUUCACAUUAACAAAUGAAUCAUCCCCACCAGAAUACUUCUUUGUUUCCACUUUCUUCAUUUGCUUCCGUAGUUUUGCUAACGGAAUUGAUUUAAUCGAAGAAUUGAUUUCCCGGUUUGAAGUAAACAACAAAGAAGUUUCCAAAAAAGAUGUUUCGGCAGAGGUUAAACUUAAAAACAGAAGACGUUUAAUUGCCAAAAUGUUUCAAUUGUGGCUUGAAUCCUAUUGGAAUCAAGAAGCAGACUAUUCAUUAUUGACUACUUUGAUAAAUUUCUUCAAUGAAUGUUUAUCUCUCUACUUGCCCUUGGAUGCAAUUAAAUUGAUUGAAGUGGCGGCUAAAUUAUCCUCUAAGCCAUUAAUUGAAAAUCAAAAACCUACUCGUAAAAACAAAACCACGAGACAAAUUUUCAAUAGAAGUAUUACCAUUACCCAUUUAAAUCGGAAAAACUCAGCCCUUGGAAGUGGACCUUUGGCUUUGGACAAUUCUGUUUCGGCUAGGUAUUCGAUGGUUGAUGGAUACGAACUCUCCAAGAUAAACACCAACACAUCCACUUCAACCUCGUUGACUUCCAUGUCAUUACCUAUGCCUCUUGGUGUAGGUAACCAAACAUCAUCCUCUCACUCACUUUUAUCUAAAUCUCAACUUGUUACAAUUGAGAAGGUUAAUUUGACAUACCGGGCUAUUUUAGGAGAUAGUUGGUGUAAUCCUAAAUUUAUUGACCAUAAACAAUUUGUCCCUCUUGAGCUUAAAUCUAUUUUACCCAACUGGUAUAACGUUUGUGAUCAAAAUUGGGUUUUAUCAAACUAUAGACCAAAUCUAUUGGAUUUCAACGGUUUGGAAAUUGCUAAGCAACUUACUUUAAUUGAAUCAAGUAUUUUUUGUUCAAUUAGACCAGAUGAACUUUUAAAUGAGAAUUUUACCGCCAAGAGAGCUCAUUUGAAGUUAGCUCCAAAUAUUCGUCAAUCAUUGUUAUUUACAAAUUGUUUGUCUGGAUAUGUAUUGGAAUCAACUUUACAACCAAAGAUCAAUCAAAAAAUGAGAAUUAACAUUAUCAAGACUUGGUUGAAAGUUGCAAUUUCUUGCUUAUACUUGCGUAAUUUCAAUUCUUUGGCAGCUAUUCUUACUGCAUUACAAUCGCAUUUGGUGACCCGGUUGACUAGAGUGUGGGCUGAACUUUCUCCAAAGUAUAGAGAUUUAUAUGAGUAUCUUGCCGGAAUUGUUCAUCCAGAUAAGAAUUAUACUGUCUAUCGUACCAAACUCCGAAACUUUUUGGUAUCAAAUGACUAUAACAUUCCAAUUGUGCCUUAUUUUUCCCUUUUCUUGCAAGAUUUGACGUUUGUUGCAGAUGGUAAUCCAAGUUAUAGAAAAGCUGAUUCAUUCUUAAAUCAAAAAUUAAUCAACAUUGAUAAAUAUUUGAAACUUACAAGAAUUAUUGCUGACAUUGAAAGUUUACAAAUUCCAUAUAUAGACAACGGAACAUCUCGGGCCAAUAAGAGAACUACCAUGUUCUCAAUGAGCUCAAGUAAAACUGAUAAAGUUGAAGAUUACCAUAUCAUUGCCGUACCUUCAUUCCAGGAACUUAUAUUGUUAGAACUCUGGAAAGUAUGUCAAUUAAACCGGAAAGAGGAUGAUAGAGCCUGGAAAUUAAGUUUAUUAAUCCAUCCAAGAGAUGCAAAUUAG
Molecule: messenger RNA, 4728 nt
Organism: [Candida] anglica
Lineage: Eukaryota; Fungi; Ascomycota; Pichiomycetes; Serinales; Debaryomycetaceae
Source: the annotation of a GenBank genome assembly